ACUACAAACGCGCAUUAGUUAAUCAUACGCCAUGGACUGGCCCAUGCGGCAGUGGUCUUACUUUCGCCUGUAUCUACCUUAACUAAUAUAUUUCUGUAAUAACGUCCUUUGUGUUAUACAGUCUUCAAAGCAUCUAUAGUACCUUGUUACGUCAAUGGGGGUAGUCCACGUAAGGUGCUGACCACGAGGUGUGACUUCGACGUUAGUUGGUUCGUCAUACCAUUCACGUCUAACUGGAGUAGGCCUCUAAUCAUUUCGACGUAGAUCAUCUACGUUGGUGAUCUACACUGGUGAGCAAGACUUCGAGUAACGCAACCUAUCACUAUAAUCUUUAUUAUUGUAUUCUAUACUUAUUCUUUUUCAUUUGUAUCAUCGCCUAUGUUAAUCUAUCACUGUGAACUUUCGUUGCUUCAUGUCAAUGUUGAUUAGUAUUUAAACUUAAAUACUUAGUUCAAUCGACAGAACUAACCAAUCAACUACGAUUAUAAUCGGCUAUCGUGGUUCUUUAACAAGCAUUAGCAGCAUGUAAAUGCUCCUGUGUAAUAUGUCUGUUAAAAUAUCAACCACUCGUGAUUAUAGCCACAAGGCAACACGAACGCACAUCUGUUUGUAACUUAUUCACUGGUAUAAAUAAGACAAGAUUAACUAUCGACUAUAAAUUCAUCUUUCUGCUUAACCACUAUCCACUAGAAUGUUUUGCCUUUUUUUACCACUGCCUGCCUAAUUUCCAAUUGCUGAGUUCCAUGGCCAAACAGAGGAUACGAAUGCUAGAAAUUUACGGUGAGUUUGAACUAUAAAUUUCCUGCGAUCUUAGAUCUCGUUUAGACUGUUCGUCAGGUAAUGCUAUGUAUUCGGCUUAAAUUAAUUCUGGACUUAAACCGAUUCAAUCUACAAUGCUGUGUUAAUCGAAAAAUUUAAUCAACAGUACCUCGUACACAAUCCAGAUUCAAACUACUGCCUACUUCAUUACUUAGAGGCAAGAGUAACCCAGCCCACUAACAAGAAAUACGUUAUUGUUAACGCCCUAAAAACAAAACAACUUAUGAUAGCAUCAAAGGACUGGAUAGUUGGCAAUGACCUUUGCGCUUAUCCGAAUGAGAUGGUCGAUAUACACCUUCAGAAGUGCGACCAACCUAAUGACAAUUGGUCACUUAUGAAAUUUAAAGUUAUUCAUGAAUUAGAAUCUCUGCAGUCUGCAAAAGAUCUGUUAGCUUCCCUGCAAAUACUGCAAUCUCAACUUGAAAACACUCCAACGGAUGAAAACACUCUGCCACAUAACACUGAGAAGCCCAAGAGAGCUGCCAUGAAGCGUAAACAAGAAUACGUUUACAAUUCAGUCGACAUGGAUGUUGGUGAAAUGCAGGCUGGCAAUAGUUAUAUUAAAUAUCCCAAAUUCAGGCUGUUUGACAAAUUAGUUUCGCCUAUUGCUAAUUCGACGCAAUUACAGACAUCCCCGUCUACAUCUGCAUCAAAGCGUGUCCAUGGUGCUUCAGCAGACCAGUUAGAUAGCUUGCAUGCAAUGGUGCAAAACAUUUCGUCAACUAUGAAUGACUUCAGUCAAAGGUUGCAGAAUAUGUCAACAGCCAUUUCCGAUUUGAGCAUUAAUGUAAAGCAAUUGCUUUCAAAGUCGAAUGAGCGCGAAAGACCGCAUCACUUCGAUUGCGGACUGUCAAGUCAGCAUUUCCCUUUGUCAUCGGAAGAGGAACUACAGAUGCUGGAUACUGGUUUGUCGCAGAAAGAAACCAGAGACAGAUUUAUGGCAAUGGUCACUAGGUUAUCAAGUGACGAUCCAAAAACGUCGAUGCGGUUUGUUCUGUCGUAUCUGUUGACACCUGAGGUUGCCAGUAAAUUCACGUUACUUGGCACCUCUUCCAAACGAGCACUUCAGAAAUGCACGUUUUACGGCUGCAUACGAAGUGCCUUAACUCAUCGCUUUCUGUCAUCAUCUGUCAACGAAAAAGACCUUGGUAAGCUCUAUGACAUCGCGACACAAGGUUACUUUCACGAUAUCCGAGACAAGAUGAUGAAGCGUAAUAGAAGAAAACAAGACCAGGUAUGUACUAAUUUAAAGUGAUAACCUCCCUACGGCUCUAUAGUUACAGUCAACAAUAUUAACGAACAUAACCAAUUCACAGGACGACUACCUCAAUUCUCAAUAGUCCGUGCAAUUGAUUUGAUGUGUUACCUCGAUUUCAAUAAACAUUCUUUCAAACAGCUUACUCUUUUACUUACGUGGGAAACUGUUGAAGUGUUAAGAAUGUGUGUUUUAGUGUCAUUGAACUUUUGAUUAAGUGCACAUUCCUUAUAAAUAAAUAAAAACCUGUUCCUUUUUUUUCAGAUAAUUUCAAAUAACAAUGAAUUAGCAAUUGCAUUGGAUAUGCAAAACAAUCGAUGCUUAAGCUUCUGCUCUAGUGUUGUACAAUAAUACGCUUUUCCUUUUCAAUAAAAUUUUUAAAAAAUUUACCACUUUUCAACUGCAUGGCAGAUAUAUUUUCGUCUGUGGUUGAAAAUAAAGGCGAACAUAGGAGACGUUUGGGGUUCUGUCGAUGGAUGGAAAAUAGGAGGUAAUGUGUGUAUUUAGGUGAAAAGUAGAAAACUAAGCGCAUAAGUAGG
Molecule: messenger RNA, 2613 nt
Organism: Schistosoma guineensis
Lineage: Eukaryota; Metazoa; Platyhelminthes; Trematoda; Strigeidida; Schistosomatidae
Source: the annotation of a GenBank genome assembly